AUGUCUUCGACCAAAUUCGAUACGCAGCUAUACCUAUCGAGGCCUUAUCUGACUAGGAAGCAGGUUCAGAGGGCCCAGCAGAACACUAUAGGUGACCACAGGGCUUACAAUGCUAAGCGUGUUGCUAUUGUGAAGUUUUUGAGUGAUAUAUGUGUGCAGUUGCGGUUCCCUAGGCGAACGUUGGAGGCAGCAGUUUAUUUUUACCUGAGGUACCAUCUAUUCAAUAACUUUGAGACAGAACCAUGUUACAUAAUUGCCACAAGUUGUCUAGUAUUGAGUUGUAAAGAAGUGGAAACGAUAAAGAAAGUGAACGAUAUAUGCACAGUGUCUUUAUCCCUGCGAAACACCGGGAAGGUAAGUGGUGAGGUUUUAGAGAAUUUUAAGAAAAGAGUAUUUGUCAUGGAGUUGAAAGUACUGGAGUCAUGUUCUUUUGAUUAUAGGAUAAAUGAUGCUGUCCAUGUUGAUGAGUACAUUAUCAAAUUUGGGAAAACCCUGGGACUAAGCUAUGAACUGUGCCACAUUGCGUGGUGUAUAGCGUUUGAUGUCCUUAAGACAGAACUACUAUUACUGGUACCACAACACGUUAUAAGUCUGGCAUGUAUAAAGCUCGCUAGCGGUAUACUGGAUGUUCCUGUAGCGAUAGAGAAGAGCAUUCAGCAAUUCGAGAUGGAUAACCCUAUGUUUAGUGAGGCAUACUUUGAACUACUUAACUUUUACAUCAAUUCCUUUGAUUCGUGUGACUUGAAAAAUGUAUACCAAGGAGCAUCAUUGGAGCAGUUUAUGGACUUAAAGCGUAAAGCGGGACAAGAACAUGGUUUGAAGGAGCCACUAGAAAAGCAAAUUGAAAUGGAUACCUAUCUAACUACUUCAAGAACACAGCCCAUACGAGAAAGAAGAUAUGUAUUGUCACAAUCACUUGUGAAUAAUGAAGUUGGGAAGUAA
Messenger RNA from Nakaseomyces glabratus, 942 nucleotides. It is a transcript of the gene CTK2, whose product is annotated as Ctk2p. Gene Ontology annotation, cellular component: nucleus; cyclin/CDK positive transcription elongation factor complex. Gene Ontology annotation, molecular function: cyclin-dependent protein serine/threonine kinase activator activity. Gene Ontology annotation, biological process: regulation of transcription by RNA polymerase II; positive regulation of DNA-templated transcription, elongation. The record is from RefSeq and is a predicted model, not a curated record. NCBI's taxonomy places the organism in Eukaryota, Fungi, Ascomycota, Saccharomycetes, Saccharomycetales, Saccharomycetaceae.